Messenger RNA from Kwoniella botswanensis, 1164 nucleotides. RefSeq lists its product as uncharacterized. The record is from RefSeq and is a predicted model, not a curated record. The transcript is spliced from 14 exons. NCBI's taxonomy places the organism in Eukaryota, Fungi, Basidiomycota, Tremellomycetes, Tremellales, Cryptococcaceae. Bases 1 to 1164 code for a protein of 387 amino acids.
AUGAGUACUGCGUUCUUAGGCAAUACCGUGUUAUGGGGAGACCCGAUCUAUGGUGAACCCCGUUUACUGCAACUCGCUGCCAACGAUAACGCUACAGAUGCUGUUGAAGCAGGACUUAAGGUCAUGUUGGAGCCUCAUAGGGGAGUAUUCUUGGGUCCAGUAAUGAUAGGGUUCAUAGCCGAUUUCGUCCUGUUAGGGGUGAUGCUUGCCCAGUUGAUCAAAUGGGGUUCGUACGCUGUCGAAGAUAGAUGGUUCAUCAAGAUCAUCGUAGCGUGGUGUACUUUGUUCGGAGCCAUUUCUUCAAUAUUUAAUUUGGCAUACAUUCAUCAUGUUUUUGUUAAUAAUUUCGGUAUCUAUACAACAUUUACAAGUGCAGACUGGAGUUCAUGGUUGGCUAUAAUUGCCUCGUCGACAUCUGCGGGAGUACAGGUGUUCUAUUGCGAUAGAGCAUACAAGUUAUCUGGGAAGAAUAAGAUCCUAGGUGGCAUAAUCUCGGCUUUCAUAUUGACAUCCAUCAUAGGUGGAAUUGGAAGCAAGAUCACUUUUGGAUCGACGACAACUCAGACGUCGGACGCGACAAAAGCCACCAUUCUCAUAUAUCUCUAUACCGCCGGAGCGAUGGCAGCAGAUUUUCUUAUCACCACCUCCAUCAUGUGGUCUUUAUCGAGAUCGAAAUCAGGGUUUGUCCAGACAGAUCAAAUUGUCAACAAGCUACUUGCUGUGUCCGCGGAAACUCAACUUCCCCCUACCCUCAUGGCUAUUUCGUUCCUUAUCAUCUUCGCAUACAAAACGACCAAAGCUGCAGCUCACCCUGACGAAAUCAUAAUUGAUGUAACUUCCAAUCUGACUGGAUUCUUCAUGAUGACCAUGCCCAAAACCUACGUUGUCGGCUUCUUGGCAGUUCUGAAUUCCCGAAUGAGCUUGAGGGCAGUCAUGACCUCCAAGGAUGCUUCAAGUCAACAACGGAAAGCAAACACGUAUCAACUGAAAAAGCGGACAGCCGAAGGCAAUGUCAAAGUGACUACCGAAACUUAUGUGCAAGCUGAAAGGUACGAUCCUGCCACUCAAGCUAUCGCUCGUCAAGAAGGAGAAUUGGAUAAGACACCUCAUACUUCUCAAACGGGACUUACGUUCGCAGACGCUUUAAAGGAAUCUCGAGUCUAG